This is a messenger RNA of Neoarius graeffei (lesser salmon catfish), 4702 nucleotides long. RefSeq names its product myelin protein zero (gene mpz). Bases 169 to 807 code for a protein of 212 amino acids. NCBI's taxonomy places the organism in Eukaryota, Metazoa, Chordata, Actinopteri, Siluriformes, Ariidae. Gene Ontology annotation, cellular component: membrane. Gene Ontology annotation, biological process: myelination. The transcript has 6 exons. The record is from RefSeq and is a predicted model, not a curated record.
UGACUUAGGGGUGUGGUUGGAUAUAAACUCUGAGCCUGCACACACUUGCCUGGGUGCCCCUCAACCUCACUCCCUCCAUCCCUACAUUUUUCCUCCACUUUCCUCAUUUUUAAUCCUCUGCUUUCUGGUCUUCCACAAGCUGUGCAGCAGAAACAUCAGACAGAAAGCAUGCUAACUCUACUGGUGCUCACAUCUGUGGUGCUGUUCAGUGCAGCUCCCCAGUCAGAAGCUAUAGUGGUGUAUACUGGCUGGGAGAGGCAUGCUCUGGUAGGCUCAGAUAUCCGUCUUUCCUGCUCUUUCUUCUCAUGGCGAUGGACUUCUGAUGAUGUCACUUUCUCCUGGAGCUACAGGCCAGAUGGGGCAAAAGACAGCAUCUCUAUUUUCCACUACACAAAUGGAGUUCCCUAUGUAGACAAUAAAGGACCGUUCCGGGACCGCCUGGAGUUUGUGGGCAACCCAGCUCGUCGUGAUGGCUCUAUCCUGAUCCGAAAUCUGGACUUUGCUGACAAUGGAACCUUCACCUGUGAUGCGAAGAACCCUCCAGACAUAGUGGGCCGACCCUCCAGUGUACGACUUCUGGUAUUUGAGAAAAUCCCAAUUCAGGCUGGCGUGAUCACAGGUGCGAUUAUUGGUGUGGUUUUGGGUUUGCUGAUCUUGGUGGUGGCCAUCUACUAUCUGAUGCGUUUCCUGGUGGCCCGACGUGUCUUCAGUUUGAGUGUAAGCAAACAUGGCAAGAAAGGCAAAGGGAAAGAGGGAGCACAGCAAAAACAGAAACCAAAGGUUCCCCCCGUUUACCUCUCCUUCUAAUGGCUCGUUCUCGGUUCUCCCUUUUCCAUCUCUUUCUUCUUCUCUUCCUCUCUGCCGCUUUCUUGUUCUCAUUCUCCACUUCUGUUAAUCUUCACACCUUGCAUCAUAUAACAACACACUUUCUCUCUCUCUCUCUCUCUCUCUCUCUCUCUCGCUAUGGCUCUCUCUUGCUCUUUCUUUUUUCUUGCUCUCUUUCUCCCUCACUCCUGCCAUAGUGACUCUAUCCUCCCCUCCCCACACUCCCUUUCUCUCCCCAGGCUUCUGUCGUGGUGGAUCCUACCAAGCAGAAGGCGCCAGCAUCCGAGAAGAAGAAGCAAGAAACACGCAGAGAAAAGAAAUAGGGCUUCGCAAGCAGAGAGCUAGACCUCCAGGAACAAGUACCUGGAGAAGGCAAGAAAGACAGGAAAGACAGGGUUCUUAUGACGAUUGAGCUUGAACUCAUUAAACAGGAGCAGACAGGUGGAGGAGAAGAGAAGCCCAAACGUAGCCCUGCUGCUCUUCUCUCCAACCUGUCCAAGCUCUCACAAAAAAUCACUCUUGGCUGAGCGAGUGAAGGAUGCAAGAAGCAUGUAGAGGAGAGAAGGCCUUUAAGAGGAGGAAUUGGGAGGAUGAGUAGUCCCACAUCUGUAAAUUCAGUUUUAAGUGCAGAUCUGUGCUACAUGUUCACGGUGGACACACAGGAGCCAUUGAACACACCUUGUGCCACUGAUUUUUUUUUUUUAAUUACCCACUGUAUAAACCCCAUUUGGCAUCAAAAAGUAAAAACCCAUAAAUAUUACAGGCUGCUGUUUUAAGUAUUUAGGGCAAGAGCUAAAUGCUCUCACAACUCUUUAUAAUGACCAUCUCACACCACUGUGUGUGCACAUGCAUGCAAACAUACACUAAAAAUCCUUUAUUUUUUUUUGUCUGAUCCCCCCCGCUGAUCUCAGAAAAGUCACCCCCCAUUUAUCCCUUUUCCACUGACACUGUGCUGAUGUCAGAGCUAUUGUAAAAAAGAGCAAACCUUAUCAUGUAAUGGGUCGCUUUAACACUGCAGUCGAGCCAUUAGGUAAUCUGAUGUGGAUCUUUCCCAGUAAAUCUCACACACACACACACACACACACACACACACACACACACACACACACACACACACAAAAUAUAUAUAAUUGUGGAGGGUUGUACUUGACUUGAGGGUACUUGAGGGUAUUAUACAUUUUACUUUGAGAAUGCCUUUUGAGUCACAUCCCCCAGAAUAUUUACAUAGUACAAAGAUGUUAUCAUAGACAACAAAAUGGGCAAUAGAUGGUUUUUAAUGAUUUUCACUAUUCAUUCUAAGUGUGACUGGUGCUAGGAACUUUUAUUAGUACUAGCAUUAUACAAAUAAAACUUAUACCAAGCAGUGUAGUUUCAGUUUAAUUUGUUACAGUUGCUAGUAAAACAGUACCUCCUCCUUGGACUGACUGAUUAAUGACCAGGAUAUUUGAUUUUGUUUGUGAUUUACCAAUAAUCUUUAGAACCUCCUGCACCAGUCAUGUCUUUUUUUUUAAACAAGUUGCUCAUUAUGAAAUGGUGCUGGAAUCAGAUAUAUUUUACUGGUGGAGAAGCAACACUCUUUCCACUAAAUCAUAUGAGAUUAUUUGUAGCACCAGCACCUUGUUGAGGGAAAAGGUCUGUCUCUGUCCAUUAUUGAAUGCUUGGAAUAUCUGCUUUAACUGUUCCUUGUUUUUUCUCUUCUCCCCUCCCUCUCUCUUUUUAUGCUAUUUCUUGUCCUCUUCAUCUCUUUCUCUUUCUUUCAUUUAAAUCCCUUUGUAUUUCUGAUUUAUCUCACCAACUGCAUAAUGCCAUAAUCACUUGAUCCACUGGUGCUAUGGCAUCACCUGUUUUCACUCUAGGGUGGUCCUUCAAAGUAGCCAUGCCUACCUUUUUUAUAUUCAUUGCUUAAGGGAUAAACAAAAUAUAUAGGCCAAACCCAUGCACAAAAUGCACAAACAGAUACAUGAUCCAAUUCUAGAAAUCAGAAUCAAGGAAACAGUUCUGUCAUCAAAGACUUACACAUACUCAUCAUAAAUUUUUAGAAGAUUUUAUACUCCAGAGCAAUGUUCUUCACCACGUAGGCUUGAGGCUACUAGCGGCCCCUGGAGGGCAAACUAGUGGUGUCUGAGUGAAAUCCCCAACAUGAUAGAUAUGUUGUAUUUUAUGCAACUUCACCACUUGGUGGAACUACUUCAAUUUUAGCUUAGAGGUCAGCUAUGAUUCAGUAACAUGCUCAUAUAAAAUGCAUAAAGUGAAAUUGCAUCAAGAUUGAUUCUACCUAUCCAUCAUUUAAACUGAACUAUUGCCCCCUGACUCUUUUUGGGGUUGGUUUCCCCCUUCUAAGGAAUUUACUGAAACACAUUGUUCUUGUACAAUGUACAUUUGCAAUGUUCAUUUUAAACUCAUGCAGCAUAUAGCUGCUACACCCAUAACAGAAGUGUGUGCUUGCAUGUGUGUUUUGCUCUGACUGCAGUGACUGAAACCCUCAGAAUGAAGUUGAUACUGCUAGCAGAGUUUGUGCGUGCGCAUGCGCACGUACACACACACACACACACACACACACACAUGAACAGAGGAGGGGACUGCAACAGAGUCACUGUUUAAAAAAAAACACAAAAGACAAAACUAUGUUAAUUCAAACAGAAUCACUCUAAUUCUUUGACCCCCUUUAAUUUUCAUUGUCCUUUUCACUGAUUUCUUUGACCUGAGGUGAGCAUUUAAUUUUUUUUUUACCCCUUCCCCUCAACACACAGCACACCAUUUCAAGAUACCAUGUUGUGUUUCCAUUAGUCUUCCUUUCAUAAAACCUCCAUUCUUCCACUCCUUUACCAUCCUUCAUCCAUCUCUCGCUCCUGUUGGUUUGAACACUGUUCAUUCCUGCUGCCUCCUGCCCACAACAAGGACACUUUUGUUAGGCCUUCUGACGACGCGAAAGCCAAAAUGCUAAUAUAGGUACCUAGCUCUCUGCUGACUGCGAAAGAUGAAUUUCUUUUCCCAUGUUUGUGUGCAUAUGUUUAGUGCAACAACAUGUCUAUAACUUGUCAAAAUAUUAAGAGAACAAAACAUUGAAGCAAAAAAUGGAUUAAAAAAUGGAUUAUGUCUUUGUAUGUAGCUAAUGCUAGUUAUGACAUACCAUGCAAUAGUUUACUGGACCUGUGUGGAAAACAGAAAUGUAAUUUGUAUUUAAUGAUAUUUAUAUAUGCAUUUUUGACUGACAUGGUAGGAUUCAUAUGGCUUUAUUUUCCUUUUUCUUUUUUUCUUAUCACAGUCUUUGUAUUCUAGGCUAUAGGAAGUAAUAGUGUGGAAACCAGCAUGGCAUGAAGUCAUUAAGUUAGUGAUUGCAUAAAAUGUUAUAACCUGCAUAAAAUAUUUAUAAUCUGGAACAAGGACUUGGGGGAAUUCACAUUGAAUUGAAACAUCAAGCCAAAGUCCAUUGAACAUCACAAUCAAUCAAGAUAUGAUUCUCACACCAAGUCUUUGUCCCUCAAACACACUGUGAGCUAUGGACGGGUUUGGAUUCUGAACAUUGUAGGGGUUAAGUGUGUAAGACAACUGUAAAGUGCAUCUAGGAAGUGUAGGGUUGCUACACACUUGAUUGAAAGUCAGAUGCUUUUUAUGCAUUUCUGAAUAGAUAUAGAACAGCUACCUGCUUUUCUCCAUUAAUCCUACAUUAAAAUAUGAAAUCAUUUACAAGUUGUAUGUAUCAUGUACUUGUAUAUGUAUUAGUGAGGACUUCUGAUAACUCUCUCUUUCUUCAAAUGCAUUUUUCCAGUUUCUAAUCCUUUAUAUGUUUAAUUUGGUGUUAACCUCACUAGGAUAUUAGAGUUUUUUGUUAAGUAAAAUGUAUUGUAAAAAGGAAAUAAAGCUUGAAUUAAAAUCA